AUGGCUACAAGGGGUGAAAAGGAGAAAAAGGUCAAGAGGGGGAAAAAGGGUAAAAAAAAAGAGAAAGAACGAAUAGCUGAGGUUGACAAGACUUUCUAUGAGUUGACAAUAACGGAUUUAAAUAGAAAACUGGCGCGUUUGCGUUCUUAUAUAACUACCAAGGACGAAACGCUCUUGCAGUUAACAGGGAAAAUGCGUUCUAUGGAAGAAGAUCGCGUCGAUGUGGCCGCGCAUUUGGGACGCACUUUAAGCGAGCGUGAAGAAAUCAUUAUAAAAUUGGAAGAAGAGCUAACCGAGGUAAGCAAGCAGCGUAACAUUGAGAAACAGGAAGCAUCGGAACACAUUAAAGACUUGGAAGCUAAAAACAAAGCAAUACGUAAUCAGCUUACAUCUGAAAUCAAAUUGCUUAACGGUAAAUUAAAUUCUUUGGACGAAUUUCGUAUACAACGCGAUUAUUUAAUGGGCAGAUUCGAUGAUCUUGAGCAAGAGCUUAAAGAAAAAGAACGCUCACAUCAGGAAGCUAUUUACAGUAUGGAGCAAAAUGCAGUAGUUGAAAAAGAUGCUCUUAAAAAAGAAGUUGAAGCAAAAUUAUUGCAAGUCUCCGAAGAUUUUACGCGAUCCAGUGAGAUACGAAAUGCUGGUUACACUAGACGUCUUAUACGUGAAAAUAUCGCUCUUCAAAAGGAGAUUGAGAUCUUGGUCUUAUCACAAAUUAAAAUUCAGCGAGACUUUAAAGAACAAUUGGCAAAGCAUAAGGAAAUUUCAGAACAAUACGCAGCCUUGGGCCAAUUAAAAACCCAGCUCAUUCAUAGUUCACAAAAUAAAAUCAACAUUAUUGAGAAACUGACGAGUAGAUAUGAAAAAUUAAAAUUGAAAUAUACGGAGAAUGUCAAAUAUCGGUCCCUAUAUGAAAAUAUAAUGCGGCGUGACGUGUGCGAUCGUUUCACUUUUAACGAUACUUCAAAGAAAUUGCGCGCAAUGGGUCAAAAAUUGGAAAAACUGAAAAUGGAGAAAAAUCGUAUGCUCUCGAUACAUAAGCAACACGAAUACGAAAUUUCACGUUUGCAAGCGGUAAUUGAGCACAUAAAAAAAGCUUUAACUACAUCCAUUAUACGUGAAAAAGGGAAAGAGGAAAAGGAAAAGGAAGAGAAAGGAAAAGAAACACCUCAAUCUGUUAGAGAGAUUGCUGAAGACGAAGCAGUGCGAGAAAUUACACGCCGAGAUCUCAUUAGUGAACUUGUCGAUAUAAUAAGCAGCCAUUUGGAUUAUUAUCCGCGUACUCCAUCUAUCUUAAGUCUUGUGCGUUCUCGUAGCUCGAUUUAUCGACCCGGUAGAAUGGGUUUCCUACCACGGUCACCUUCCUCGCUUAUGGAAAUCUUUAAACGCGAAGCCAAAGAUGCUACAUCAGUAGCGGUUCUCUCAAGUGAAUUUAAAUUGCAAAGCCAAUCCAGCAAAAUUAUACCUAAAGCACGUACGAGCAAUGUUGGAUCUAUUGUAGACGUUGAAUUAGGUUCCACUUUUUACGCCUCAUCCUCUCAUGAUAAUCUUCGCGGGUUAAAAGGCGAUGAAGAGGAAGCGGGCGAAGAGGCUUCAAGCGAUGAGUACCAAUCCUCCGAGCCGAUACAACCCGAGAUUGCAGAAGAAAAUGCAGUGCCAACUGAUUACAAUACAGCUCCUACUCACACUUCCUCCGUAGCUGAGGAAGUGGAAGUGGAAGAGAAAGAGUCUGACCCCCUAUCAAGACAAUCUAUACUUUCGCAUACCUCCCUUACAGAAAGUAGCCUUCUUUCGGAAAGCGACGGCGACGCGUUUGAAAUUAAUUUGUUUUAUUAA
This is a messenger RNA of Glossina fuscipes, 1833 nucleotides long. Its product is annotated as cilia- and flagella-associated protein 157. The record is from RefSeq and is a predicted model, not a curated record. The transcript has a single exon. The coding region runs from base 1 to 1833 and encodes 610 amino acids. Gene Ontology annotation, molecular function: microtubule binding. NCBI's taxonomy places the organism in Eukaryota, Metazoa, Arthropoda, Insecta, Diptera, Glossinidae. Gene Ontology annotation, cellular component: ciliary basal body; cilium.